Penicillium subrubescens is the source of this 894-nucleotide messenger RNA. RefSeq names its product oxidoreductase, short-chain dehydrogenase/reductase family. The transcript has 7 exons. The coding region runs from base 1 to 894 and encodes 297 amino acids. Gene Ontology annotation, molecular function: oxidoreductase activity. The record is from RefSeq and is a predicted model, not a curated record. Lineage: Eukaryota; Fungi; Ascomycota; Eurotiomycetes; Eurotiales; Aspergillaceae.
AUGUCAUCUCCAAUGGGUGAACAUGGUAUGUUCAAGGCGUCGCCAUUAGCACAGAGCCAAUUGAAACCUGGUCUGGAGAGCAAAUUGGCAUUCCCGAGCGAAUCGAGCAAGUUGGAGGGUGAAGGGGAUUUUGUUGAAUACGUGGGCUCAGGGAAACUCAAAGGCAAAAAGGUUCUCAUCACUGGCGGGGACUCUGGAAUUGGCCGCUCGGUGGCUAUUCUCAUGGCAAGAGAGGGAGCUGAUAUCAGCAUUGUCUUCCUCCCAGAAGAGCAAGUGGACGCGGAGACCACCAAAAGAUUGGUUGAGAAGGAGGGUGUCCAGUGCCUUCUUAUUCAGGGUGAUUUGAGAGAUCUGAACUUUUGCCGUGAGGCAGUGGAGAAACAUGUAGCAAACUCGGGCAAAGUCAAUGUACUCGUCAAUAACGCGUCGAAGCAAUAUAUAUGCAAGGAAUUUGCAGAGAUUGAUCUUGAGAAAACACAGGAUAUCUUCAAGACCAAUAUCAUCCAGAUGAUCGCUAUGGCGAAGUUUGCUCUCCCGCACAUGGGUCGAGGCGACUCCAUUAUCAAUACUUCAUCUGUGGUGACUUUCAGAGGAUCGGGUACCAUGGUCGAUUAUGCUGCAACAAAAGGUGCCAUCGUCGGCUUUACCAAAUCUCUGGGAGCCCAUUUGAUCCCAAAAGGCAUUCGAGUUAACGCCGUGGCACCCGGUGCUAUAUACACGCCUAUCCAAGUUGACACUAGAGAGGCUAAACAAAUGGAAGGUUGGGGCUCGAAGGCAGGUCUGGGUCGACCUGGUGAGCCCAGUGAGGUUGCAACGAGCUUCGUCUUCUUGGCCAGUGUGGAUGCUUCCCUGUAUUACGGGCAGGUACUGCAUUGUUAUCCACUGGGGGACUAA